Oenanthe melanoleuca is the source of this 2286-nucleotide messenger RNA. It is a transcript of the gene PRICKLE3, whose product is annotated as prickle planar cell polarity protein 3. Gene Ontology annotation, molecular function: zinc ion binding. Lineage: Eukaryota; Metazoa; Chordata; Aves; Passeriformes; Muscicapidae. The transcript has 9 exons. The record is from RefSeq and is a predicted model, not a curated record. The coding region runs from base 31 to 1623 and encodes 530 amino acids.
UCGUGUGGGAGGGCGUGGCCAGCGCCCGCCAUGUUCACACGGGGGUCCCGGCGGCGGCGAUCGCAGCGAGACGCCGAGGACCCCGAGCGGGGCUGUCCGUGCCGUGCCUGCCACGAGCUCUGCCCGGGUUUCCAGGAGCACCCCUGGAGGAAGAUCUGCCAGCACUGCAAGUGUCCCCGAGGCGAGCACGUUGUGGGGGGCGUCCCCCCGCGGCUGCAGGGGGUCCUGGCGCGGCUGCUGCCUGACCCCCCGCCCCCCCCCGGCUCUGAGGACUCGGGGUGCUGUGCCGAGGAGUUCGCCUGGAGCCCUCCUGGCCUCAGCCCUGAACAGGUGUCUCUGUAUUUCUCCGCCCUGCCCCCCGCACUGGUGCCGCGUAUGCGCAGUCCCGGCGAGCGGCACCGGCUGCGGGAGCUGCUGCGGCAGCUGCCCCCGCACGACCUGGAGCCCGAAUUCUGCCAUGACCUGGACGAGGUCGAGCGUCGGGAACUGAAACUUUUCGCCCAACGCCGAAAACGGGAAAAUUUGGGGCAGGGGAGCGUCCGGCCCCUCCCCCUGACCAGCGCUGGGGCCGUGUGCCAGCAGUGCGGGGGUCCCAUCCGGGGCGGCUCCCUGGCCGUGUUCGCAGCGCGGGCGGGGCUGGGGCUGUGCUGGCACCCCCAGUGCUUCCAGUGCCACCAGUGCCACCAGCCGCUCGUGGACCUGCUCUACUUCUGCCCGGGGGGCGCCGGGGGGCUGCGGGGGCGGCUGCUGUGUGGGCGGCACCACGGGGACAGCGUGAGACCGCGCUGCCCCGGCUGCGAUGAGCUGAUUUUCGGGGGGCGCUGGGCCGAGGCCGGGGGGCGCCGCUGGCACCUGCGGCACCUGCGCUGUCUGGAGUGUGAGGGGCCCCUGGAGCCCCAAAACCUGCCCAGAACUGGAGCGGGGCCCCCUCUGUGCCCCCCCUGCCGCACCCGCCGCGCCCACCUGUGCGACACCUGUGGGGACCCCAUCGACCUGCAGGCUCCCCACGUCACCCACAGGGGGCAGCACUGGCACCCCCUCCCCACCUGUUUCCGCUGUGCGCCCUGUGGGCGCCCCCUGCUGGGCCGCCCCUUCCUGCCCCGGGGGGGGCAAAUCUUCUGCUCCCCCCAGUGCGCACAGGGACCCCCCCCCCGCGCCCCCCGCGGCGCCCCCCAGCGGCGCUCCUGGGGAGGGGCACCCCCGGCAGGCUCGCAGCCCCGGUUCCGCCGGGCGGGGCCCCAUCGCCACUCGAUGCCGGAACUGGGCGUCACCCGCCGCCCCUCCCGCUCCAUCUCCCCUCCUCCCGCCCCCUGCAGCCCCUCCCCUCCCUGCCCUGUCCCUCCCCCCCCCGAGCCCUGCCCCUCCUCCCCCGGGUUGGGGGUGCGGCAGGGGGGGGGGCCGCCCCCGCUGCCCUUCCUCCUCCUCCUCCUCCUCCUCCUCCUCCUCCUCCUCCUCCUCCUCCUCGUGGGAGGGGCUGUUCCUGGGGGAGCCCAUCCCCCUCCCCCCACAGCUCCGCCCCCCCGGGGCCCCCCUGCAUCCGGCCCCGCCCCUCCAGCCCCGCCCCCGGCCCCGCUCCCGCUCCCGUGGCUGCCGCCUGGCCUGACCCCUCUUACCUCUGGGUGACCACUGUGUGACCCUCUGUGCGAACCCUCUGGGUGACAUCGGUCACCUCUGACCUCUGGGUGACACCUCUGGGUUUGACCCCUGGGUGUGACCUCUGUGACCUAUGAAUGACCUCUUUGUGAUUUCUGUGAUAUGUGACCUCUCUGUGACCCCUGUGCGACCCCUGUGUGGCCUCUGACCUCUGUGGGUGACCUCUGUGUGAUGUCUAAGACCCCUCUUUUUUACCCUUGGGUGACCUCUGGGUGACCCCCUGGGUGACCCUUCUGUGGCCUCUGUGUGACCCCUAGAUGACCCAAUAUGAUCUGUGUGACCUCUGGGUGUGACCCCUGGGUGACCCCUGCUCUCUCCUGCUGACUUUGUGCCAAGCUCUGUGGGGCUUCCGACCUCUCUUGGUGGCCUCAACCUCAGGGACCUCCUGUGACCUCCUGCUGACCUUUGACCUCUGGUGCCUUCUUGGUGCUGACCUUUGCCCUCUGGUGCCCUCCUGGUGCCCUUUGCCCUCUGCUCUCCUGUGGGCACUCUGCUGCUGAGCUUUGACCCCCCUCCCGGCCGUGACCUUUGCACUGUGACCCCGUGACGCCUCAGGGACCCCCGGGCUGUGCUCGGUGACCUUUGACCCCCGGACAAAAGCAUUAAUAAAGGGGCGGCGCCCCCGUUCGGCAA